AUGUCCUACGCCCCAAAUUACGCGUGGACCGGCGCGCCAACAGAGUACAAUGGCACAGGUUACGAUGGUGGUGAUUCUGCCACCGAGAAUUUGAACCAGUGGUUUUCCACCGGUGAUGUUUCCUAUAUUCUGAUUUCGGCAUGUAUGGUCUUGAUCAUGGUCCCGGGCCUAGGGUUCCUCUACUCGGGGCUCGCGCGACGCAAGUCUGCCCUCUCGAUGAUUUGGGCAGUCAUGGCAUCCUCUUCGAUUAUUACAUUUCAAUGGUAUUUCUGGGGUUAUUCCUUGGCUUUCAGCUCGUCAGCAACCAAUGGUUUUAUCGGGAAUUUGGGACAUUUUGGAUUGAUGCAUACGCUUGGAACGCCAUCACCUGGAUCGCCACUUAUUCCUGAACUUUUAUAUUCUUUCUACCAGAUGCAAUUCUGCGCCGUCACGGCAGCAAUUGUCAUGGGGGCCGUCGCUGAGCGAGGUCGUCUUAUUCCAGCCUUGGUAUUCAUCUUCUGCUGGGCCACUUUGGUCUACUGCCCAGUCGCAUGCUGGGUAUGGAACGUCAAUGGAUGGGCAUUCAACUAUGGUGUUUUGGAUUAUGCUGGAGGCGGGCCUGUCGAAAUCGUUUCCGGUGCCAGUGCCCUCGCAUACUCUAUGGUUCUCGGAAGACGCCAAGAGAAGAUGAUGUUGAACUUCAGACCUCACAACGUUUCUUUGAUCACCCUCGGUACGAUUCUUCUGUGGUUUGGAUGGUUGGGAUUCAACGGUGGAUCUGCUUUCGGAGCUAACCUUCGUGCUGUCAUGGCAUGCUGGAACUCGUGCUUGACUGCCAUGUUCGGUGCCAUCACUUGGUGUCUUCUCGAUUACCGCCUCGCGAGGAAAUGGUCCAUGGUCGGCUGGUGUUCUGGUACCAUCUCCGGUCUCGUAGCAGCCACUCCAGCAUCUGGAUUUAUCACCCCAUGGGCAUCUGUUAUUCUCGGUAUCGCAGCUGGUAUUAUUUGCAAUUUUUCCACCAAGAUCAAAUUCUGGAUCAAGAUCGAUGAUUCCAUGGACGUGAUGGCAGAGCACGGAAUCGCCGGCAUCGUCGGCCUCGUCUUCAACGGUCUCUUCGCCGCCGACUACAUCAUCGGUCUCGACGGCGUCAACAACGGCAUCACAGGCGGCUGGCUCAACCACAACUACAAACAGCUCUACAUCCAAAUCGCCUACAUCGUCGCCUGCACCGCCUACUCGUUCGUUAUCUCCGCCGGCAUCGCCUACGCCAUCAACGCCAUCCCCGGUCUCAAGCUCCGCGCCUCCGAGGAAGCAGAGCUCCUCGGCAUGGACGACGACCAGCUCGGCGAGUUCGCCUACGACUACGUCGAGGUCCGUCGCGAUUACCUCGCCUGGACCCCGGCUACCGACGCCCCUGAGAAAUCGAAUAGCAAUGUCAACCCUGGCGACCGUCACGGCAUCCCGCAGCAUAGCGAGAUGAUCAAUGGUCAUUCCCCCGAGAGCGAACUUGAUUCUGGGAACGCGCAUACGGGGAUUGGUGGCGAUCGUCAUGGCGUCGCGGCUGAGAGCGAGAUUAAGGAGAAGAAGGGUGUUAAUGGUGUUUAA
Molecule: messenger RNA, 1584 nt
Organism: Glarea lozoyensis ATCC 20868
Lineage: Eukaryota; Fungi; Ascomycota; Leotiomycetes; Helotiales; Helotiaceae
Product: Ammonium transporter
Exons: 5
Coding region: 1-1584 (527 amino acids)
Biological process (GO): ammonium transmembrane transport
Cellular component (GO): plasma membrane
Molecular function (GO): ammonium channel activity
Source: RefSeq, a predicted model, not a curated record